Cutaneotrichosporon cavernicola is the source of this 771-nucleotide messenger RNA. RefSeq lists its product as uncharacterized. The transcript is spliced from 2 exons. Bases 1 to 771 code for a protein of 256 amino acids. NCBI's taxonomy places the organism in Eukaryota, Fungi, Basidiomycota, Tremellomycetes, Trichosporonales, Trichosporonaceae. The record is from RefSeq and is a predicted model, not a curated record.
AUGGUGAUCAACACCUGCACCCUCUCCACUCCCGCCCUGGCAGCCUUCCUGCUCCUGCCUUCCCUCCUUGGACUGGGGACAGUCGCCACCACCUCGCGCGGCAACCUUGCCACUCUCCAGGCCGCUCCUCUGGCAGCUGGGAGUUUGGCAGGUCUGCUUAUCCUCAGCCACCCCAGCGUACCGGUCAUCCUCGCUGUUGGUGCCCUGGCUACCAUUCCCCUUCUGCUGGUACUUUGCCGCCCCCAUAGCCCCAUCUCAACCGUGGACGGUUACCCUCAAACGCGCAAAGACAAGCCUGUUCCCCUCACGUCCCUGGAAUCCCGUCUCUCGCCGUGGAGCGCAGACGCACACACCCCGACCACGGUCUCGGCGCUGUGCACCCCCGCGGACUCUGACAGCGAAGACACCUUCUGCUCCGGCUACCUGGAUAAGGUGACCGCCUCGCUCCCGCAGUGCUCGCGUGUGCCAUCCCGCUCCCUGGUUCCGCCCACCAUGCUCAACGGCGCACUGCUAUCCUACUCUGCCACUCCCGUCACCGCAGUGUCGUCGGCGAGCACGACCGCGUCGAGCACCCACAACAACGUUCUCGUCAACGCGCAGGCGAGUCCUCUUCUACCUGCGCCAACCUUUGAGGAGGAAUUUACACGAUACAUCGACCGCGCACUUACGCGAGCCCGGCCUGAGAAAGCGCCCGUCCCCUUUGGGUCAUGGCCCAAGGAGUGGCCCAUGUUCUGGGAGGGAGCUGGUCUCGCCCCCAAGGGGUGUUGGUGA